GUGACGCGGUAUCCCACGCUUCAGUUGUCCAUGCUUUUGCGAUUUACACGUCAAGCGCAACGAUAUCUAUCGUCAGAUUUCCUGGGAUGCUCCCCAACAACUAGUGCUAGACUUCCUAAAAGCUUUUCUCAUUUGAGGGCGUACGCGUGGUCCCGGCAACCUAGUUGGCGAGACCGUAGUACUCGCCGCCCUGCUUCAGCCAGAAACGGACGUGAGGAAAUCAAACCAAUCCCAGUUGAGAGCGUUUCAGAUGUCGGGUAUAAUGAGGCUGUGAAGGAAAUACCCCUUGCUGGCUCGGAGGAUGCAGAAGUUGGAUUACAACGAUUGUUGCAGAAUGACACUCUUGUUGUUGUGCGGCAGCUUGAGAUGCUCAAUGUAUUCAUUGGAUUUGAACAAGCUAACCGAUAUGCGAUCCUGGAUCCAGCUGGGAACCAUGUGGGGUAUAUGGCCGAAGAGGAGAGGGGUUUCUUGGGGACAUUUUCGCGCCAAAUUCUUCGUACCCACCGACCAUUUCGUGCUGUAAUUAUGGAUAGCAGUGGAAGUCCCGUCUUAUGGAUACAUCGUCCAUUUUCAUGGAUAAAUUCUCGAAUAUAUGCCCAACGAAAAACGGCUGGCCCGAAUGCUUUAUCAAAAGAUGGCGACCUCAUGGUCCUCGGAGAAGCACAACAGGAAUGGCACGCAUGGCGCAGGCGGUACAAUUUGUUUACCGGACAUGACAAUAACUUUGUCCAGUUUGCCCGCAUCAAUGCACCAUUCUUAUCGUGGGAGUUUUAUUUGCAAGAUGCAGAUGGGUGGAACAUUGCGAGUAUUAGCCGUCGCUUCGCAGGGUGGGGCCGAGAGAUUUUUACUGAUACAGGGCAAUAUUUUGUGACGUUCCGGCCGAAUCCCGAAGCACCUUCGUCAGUCGUCGGUCUCGAUGAAGCUCGAGUGUACCGACGUUUGACAUUGGAAGAACGAGCGACUAUUCUCGCGUUGUCGGUGGGGAUUGACUUCGACUUCUUUUCCAGGCAUUCUGAGCGUGGGGGAUUUGGAUUUCCGCUGUUUUUUUGGAGUUUUGGUAGCGAUGAAUAA
Cantharellus anzutake is the source of this 1071-nucleotide messenger RNA. RefSeq names its product Scramblase-domain-containing protein. The transcript has 7 exons. Lineage: Eukaryota; Fungi; Basidiomycota; Agaricomycetes; Cantharellales; Hydnaceae. Gene Ontology annotation, molecular function: phospholipid scramblase activity. The record is from RefSeq and is a predicted model, not a curated record. Bases 31 to 1071 code for a protein of 346 amino acids. Gene Ontology annotation, cellular component: plasma membrane. Gene Ontology annotation, biological process: plasma membrane phospholipid scrambling.